AGUGCUGCGCCGGUUCAAGGACGCCGUCUCAAAUACAAAACGAAUCUCACAACGACCGGACUUUUAAUACUAUUCAGUAUUUAUUAUAACUAUUGUCCCCAGUCUAUCUAGAUUGAAUCAAAUUUUGUUGCAAAUUAAUCUUGUUAUCAAAGUUUUGGUGUGGUUGCAUUAUUGUCCGCGCGUGUAGCAUAAAACCGUUGGAGCGCACCCCGAGCGUUCAUUGAGCGAGAGAGCAUCGCCUAUCCAGUGUCUGCACACCGCCUCGACACUACUGAACUCCUGGGACACGGGGUCUGACGCAUGUGGAAAGUGAAAGUGAGGGGAGCUUAAUAGCUGUUGUGAUUGACGAGAAAAAUAUAUAAAACUAUACAGUAUGCGUGUGUGCGUUGUGGGCGCGGGAGCAGCGGGCCUUUGUUCUGCUCGACAUCUGCUGGCCGAGCCGCUGGUGUCCAGGGUGGAUAUCCUGGAACAGUCCUCGGGGCUGGGCGGCACCUGGGUCUACACUGAAAACGUCGGAUACGAUGACUUCGGUCUACCCAUACACACCAGCAUGUAUAAGAGCUUAAGAACAAACCUGCCGAAGGAGGUGAUGGGCUUCCCCGAUUUCCCCAUUAAAGGAAGUGAAAAAUCUUAUAUAUCGGCAAAGGAAAUGCUGAACUUUCUAGAUCGUUACGCCGAGGAACAUAACGUCAAAAAAUGUAUUAAAUUCAAACAUCAUGUGCAAAUGAUAAAACCGAAGCAGACUCCCGCCGGCGAGCUCUGGGACGUCACAUACAAGCACCUGGCCACGGGGCUCUCCACCACCAGGGAGUAUGACUACGUGUUCGUGUGUAACGGACACUACAACACGCCCUUCAUACCUAAUAUACCAGGACUUAAGAACUUUGAAGGUGAAGUAAUGCACAGCCACGACUAUCGCGUCCCCGAUGUAUUCAAAGACAAGAACGUGCUGGUGAUCGGUGCGGGUCCGUCUGGGCUGGACAUCGCGCUAGAGAUAACCAGCGUCUGUAGCAAGGUGAUACUCAGCCACCAUAUCAAGGACCAGCUGAAGUCCACCUUCCCCAGCAACUUGGAACAGAAGCCGGACGUCGUCCGGAUCGAAGGAAACGCUGCUGUGUUCCAAGAUGGUACCACCGAACAAAUUGAUGUAGUUUUCCUCUGUACUGGAUAUUUGUACAACUUCCCAUUCCUCCACGAGUCGUGUGAUAUCGUGGUAGAGGACAACUGCGUGGAGCCACUGUACAAGCACGUGGUCAACAUCAGACACCCUAGCAUGUGCUUCAUCGGCGUCCCCUACUACGUGUGCGCCUUCUCCAUGUUCGACUUGCAGGUCCGGUACUUCGUCCAAUCAAUGAACGGCUCGUUCCAGCUGCCGUCCAGUGAACAGAUGAUGCAGCACUGGGAGAUGGAGAAGAGCGAGCGACUGGCGCGAGGGUACACCAAGAGACAGGCGCACAUGAUGGGUCCAGACCAGCAACGGUACUACAGCUCGUUGGCGACCGAGGCGCGGACUAAGGACCUGCCGUCCGUCAUCACCAAGAUGCGGGACGAGAGCUCGAUCCGCUUCCUCCACAAACUACAGACUUACCGUAUGGACGUGUACAAGAUCAUAGACGACGACACAUACGAAGUCAUCAGCGGCGGGAAGAGGGAGGUUUACUCUUAGGUGUAGUGUAGUAUAGUGUAGAAUAGAAUAGUUCAUAGGUAAUAGGUAAUAUAGUUGUCUUAUCCGAGGAGUUCCGCCGGUAUAAUGUACUCUAUGUCGCGAUACGCCGACCUCUGUGUUGCCCUCUAUAGUAUUUAUUGUCACAUAUUAUUGCGUACGGAUUUAUUUAUGUCAAAUAAAACACUCUGUCAGCCAAAAAUAUUUUUAUUUAAGCGUAUUUAUAACCUUUAUAUUAUAGAUGCUGAUAUAUUAUAACUCUUUAAAUCUAGUAUUACAAUGUAUGGCUUCCCCUCCGUCACGUCCACUGCGCUCGUUUCAGAAAACGUUACACAUGUACAUACAGUUAGUAAGUAUCGUCUCUCGACUCCUACGCUUUGUACCAUACAGUACGUUAAGUGUGAAUAUUCGAUCUUUGUACUUACAUUAUACAACUGUUGAUUUUAAUUUAUUUUAUUUCAUAAGACAACUAACAUUAUAUAAAAAUACGACAUUCUCAUAACACUCUUUUAGUUUCGUCAAAUUCGUUUUUCAUCUCAUUUAUAA
Molecule: messenger RNA, 2209 nt
Organism: Danaus plexippus (monarch butterfly)
Lineage: Eukaryota; Metazoa; Arthropoda; Insecta; Lepidoptera; Nymphalidae
Gene: Fmo-1
Product: senecionine N-oxygenase-like
Exons: 8
Coding region: 374-1666 (430 amino acids)
Molecular function (GO): NADP binding; N,N-dimethylaniline monooxygenase activity; flavin adenine dinucleotide binding
Source: RefSeq, a predicted model, not a curated record